Molecule: messenger RNA, 2709 nt
Organism: Alternaria burnsii
Lineage: Eukaryota; Fungi; Ascomycota; Dothideomycetes; Pleosporales; Pleosporaceae
Product: meiosis-specific apc c activator protein ama1
Exons: 2
Coding region: 1-2709 (902 amino acids)
Biological process (GO): positive regulation of anaphase-promoting complex-dependent catabolic process; anaphase-promoting complex-dependent catabolic process; positive regulation of ubiquitin protein ligase activity
Cellular component (GO): anaphase-promoting complex
Molecular function (GO): ubiquitin ligase activator activity; protein binding; anaphase-promoting complex binding
Source: RefSeq, a predicted model, not a curated record
AUGAGCGACACUGAUGAUGGAACAUCUCCAUCUCAAUCUGGCUAUCUCACACCGCCGCUGUCUCCCACCAAGACUGUCUGCACUGAAGAUUGGUCGUCACCCAGGACACCCCAGUCUCCUCGCAAAAGUCGCAGCUGUCUCUUUUUUAGUGACAACAACAAUAACAGUGACACUACCAGUUCCAGUCUAAUCUCGCCAUCUUCUCCUAGCAAGUCAAAAUUCACUUCCCGUCUUCAGGCACUGUCUACUCCAGACCCUCGUCCGAUCAAGCGUGAAGCUGUAGUGGAACAAUCAAACGAUCAGACUUGUCCAGAUCAUCGCAGACUCAACGAUUUCAAUUCUUCCUUUCUCAAUCGCUCUACCACGCUCGCUCACUCAAACGUUCCCUUAGCGUCUACUACAGCUGCAUUGCCUCUUGAUAGGGAGGCCUGCAACUCCAGUCCGCCUCGAAAUGUAUCUCUUGCAAGAAAACCAAGGCGUACAAAUCGCAGCUCUUCAGAUAGCCUGGUUAGCAUCUUGAGUCGCGACCCAUCUCCUUCGCCAAAUCCUACAGAUACUGCCACUACAAUCGAAAGCUCGAACUUCACACCCCUGCGCUACACUGACGCUUCUUCUGGGGUAACUUCUCGGCCCGCUAAGCUUUGUCAACUACCUCUGCGCUAUGCUAGCUCUCCUCUGAGACCCAGUCAAUGGGUCACGCGAGGCGGACUUUUACCAUCACCUCGUCCAAACCAAACCAGCACGCCAGAUCGCUUCAUCGCCAGCCGCCGGCCACCUGCGGUUACUCGAGAAAGCUUCGAGCUCAAUAGCCCUGCAGAGCGGAGGGACAAGGAACAAAACAUGAACCGUGGUACUCGCAGAGGCUCAGAUGCUUUCAGUCGCCGACUGCGCAGAAGUGGCCGCAUGAAUGAGGAACUACGCGGGCUCAGAGAGGCACAUUCCGUGGUUUCAGGGCGUGCCAAUGCAAAUAGAAGGAAUUUCAACUUCAGGCGCAAUCCUCUAACCUUGGGCGCUCGCCAGAUCAGCGCUGGUGCUAUCUGGAACGUUGGUGGGCCUUCUGCUGUGAGCGACACAGUAGUUGCAGUGUCCACUGGCAGAGGUGGAAUGCUCGGUAGUGGAACGAACGCGCCACUGUACAAAUCUGCUUUCUUGAACCGCGCAGAUCCAGAUGCUGAGCUUGAAGCCUAUGAACGACGUCUCGCACUAGCACUUGACAUUGAUCAAACUGAUCGCAUACUUCAGCACUCAUCAUCUGCAGCCUCUCCGCGUUCGCAAAAUAGCGGCCCUGCAUCACAGACAAAACAUGUCUGGCGAGACGGAGCUUGGCUAAAGGACGGAGUUGAUCCGAUCCUUGAUGCCCCUAAUCUCCGAGACGACUAUUACUGUACCUUGCUCGCAUAUUCUUAUACCUCCAAGUGUCUUGCUGUGGGCCUAGGGAACUGUGUCCAUCUAUGGUCCGAAAGAAGCGGCGUCAGUACGCCAGACUCGCUGAACGCCGUGCCACCAAAUGGACCUUCAGAUGUUCAGCAUGUUACGUCGUUGGACUACUCGUCCACAGCAGGUGGGCAAGCAAUUCUUGCGGUUGGACGGGCUGACGGUCGUAUCUUACUGUGGAGCCCGCUUGACUCGGAACCACGAUUCGAUGCUACGCAACCCAAGCCUGUAUCAUGCGUAUCUUGGAGACCGACUGUUGUACAGCGACCUUCACUUCGGGAUAGAGCAAUGAAUGUACCAACCGAAGAAUUACUCAUCGGAGAUGAGGUUAGUCACAUCUACUUCUACAGUGUUGAGUGGCCUUCGGAGACACACAGUGCACUUUUCGGCUGGAAUGGUGCCAUGACAUUGCUCGCUCGAUUAUCCAUCCAUAGCCAACAGAUUUGCGGUUUAACAUGGUCGUCGGACGGCGAGCUCUUUGCAAGUGGAGGGAACGACAACAACUGCAAUCUAUUUGAGACAAAGAAGUUGCUUCGACCAAACGCUGCUAGCGAGAGUACAGCAGCCAUAUUGGAUGUGCGUGAAGGUCCGCGUGGUGAGUCCAUCUACACCGUAACCAACCGCAACAACAACCCCGUCUUGCAUCUUGCGCAAUCGGCGGCGAAACAUACAUGGACACUCAAUGCAGCUGUGAAAGCCAUGGCGUUCUGCCCCUGGCAACGCGGACUUAUAGCCGUCGGCGGCGGCUCAAAUGAUCGCUGCAUCCGCUUUUAUCACACACGCUCAGGCACUUGUCUUGCUACUAUCGACUGUGCAGCUCAAGUCACCAGUCUUAUCUGGUCUCAAACUCGCCGUGAAAUAGCAGCGACGUUCGGCUUCGCGCAACCCGAACACCCAUACCGUGUCGCUGUCUUCGCUUGGCCUGGUUGCGAACAAGUCGUUGCCGUGCCGUGGUACGAUGAGAAUCGGGCUCUGUGUGCAGUCGCUUACCCCGGCGGUCCAUUGAAUGGUUCGCACAUAGAUGGAGACCGCGAUGGUGGAAGGGCCAGGGGUGAAGAUGGAGUCUGGUCGACAAGAGGCGCCGAGGAAGGUUGCAUCGUCGUUGCAGCUAGCGACAUGGCAAUUCGGUUCCAUGAAAUCUGGAGUGACAGACGGGGAAGUGUGGCUUUCGGUACUCUGCUAGGCAGUGAGACUACAGGCUUGUUAGGAGGAAGUGAUAUUCUUGAGGGCCGCUAUGCUAGUGACUUUGAGCGGCCAGGAAUGGUAAUCAGAUAG